Molecule: messenger RNA, 3286 nt
Organism: Phragmites australis (common reed)
Lineage: Eukaryota; Viridiplantae; Streptophyta; Magnoliopsida; Poales; Poaceae
Product: RNA polymerase II C-terminal domain phosphatase-like 2
Exons: 15
Coding region: 161-2464 (767 amino acids)
Molecular function (GO): RNA polymerase II CTD heptapeptide repeat phosphatase activity
Source: RefSeq, a predicted model, not a curated record
CCCCCUUCCCUGCCUCCCCCCUUUCCUUACCAAAACCCACGGCUCCGCGUCCGCCGAAGCGGGAGGCGGGCACGGCACCCUCGCCCCCGCGCGCGGCGCGAAUUAACACCCCCUCCCCUCCCUUCCCUCUCCUCUCACUCCUCCGAUUCGCCACACCGCGAUGGCCGCGCCUCGCCCUCCGCCGCUGGCGGCCCUGGGAGGCGGGGGCGGCGGUGGCGGUGCCGCCCCCGCCGUCGGAGCGCCCGCUGGGGUCUCCAUGCGGAUGUUCCACGGCGACGUGUUCCUCGGGGAGGCGGAGGUGUUCCCGAUGAAGCAGGGGCCCGAGGGGGGCCUCCCUUUCCCGAGCAACGAGAUCCGCAUCAGUCACCUCUCGCCGGCGAGCGAGAGGUGCCCGCCGCUCGCCAUCCUUCAGACCAUCGCGCCCUUCUCCGUGCGAUGCAAGCUUCAGGCCAAGGCGAUACCUCCGCACCCAAGCCUCCAGUGCCUGUACCUCACUUGCUUCAACGAGUACAAGAGCGCAGUAGUAGUGGUUGGAGAUGAGGAGCUGCACCUUGUGGCAAUGCCGACCAGGGCAGAGAAAGUGCCAUGCUUCUGGUGCUGCUCUGCACGCGCUGGGCUCUAUGCAGCGUCAGUUGGGAUGCUCAACCUGCGCUGCCUUGCCAUUGUGUUUGAUCUUGAUGAGACCCUCAUUGUUGCGAACACAAUGAAGUCCUUUGAGGACCGGAUUGAGGUGCUUUCCCGCAGGAUGGAUGUUGAGGAUGAUCCUGUCAGAGUAGCAGGGAUGUCUGCAGAAAUCAAGCGGUACAUUGAGGACAAGGAGCUGCUCAAGGAGUUCAUUGACAUGGAUACUGUUACAGACAAUGGCAGAAUCGUUGGAACCCAGAAGGAGGAGGUUCAACCUCUCUCUGCUGGCCAGGAGCGUGUUCUCCGUCCUGUUAUCAGGCUGCCUGAAAGGAAUGCAAUUUUGACUCGCAUCAAUCCAGAGAUUCGCGAUACCAGUGUUUUUGUAAAACUAAGGCCUGCUUGGGAGGAUUUGAGAAGUUACCUAACUGCCAAGGGACGCAAAAGGUUUGAGGUCUACGUAUGUACUAUGGCUGAGAGAGACUAUGCUCUUGAGAUGUGGAGACUUCUUGAUCCAGAAGGCAACUUGAUAAGUUCGCAGCAGAUUUCAGAACGUGUAGUAUGUGUGAAGUCAGGUUUCAAAAAGUCUCUGCUGAAUGUUUUUCGAGAUCGAGGAUGCCAUCCAAAGAUGGCCAUGGUCAUUGAUGAUCGGCUUCAAGUUUGGGAUGAUAAAGAUCAGCCUAGAGUUCAUGUUGUCCCUGCAUAUUCUCCAUACUAUGCCCCACAAGCUGAGAUGGCAAAUGCUGUUCCGGUGCUUUGUGUUGCAAGGAAUGUUGCUUGCAAUGUUCGUGGUGGCUUUUUCAGAGAAUUUGAUGAAAAUCUAUUAAGGAAAGUGUUUGAACUAGUGUAUGAAAAUGAGUUAUUGGAUCUUCCAUAUGCUCCAGAUGUUGGUGACUACUUAGUCUGUGAGGAUACUAAUUUUAUACCGAGCAAUAAAGAUGUUGCCCCUGUACCUGAGGGCAUGGGAGGAGCUGAAGUGGAGAAGAGAUUGAAUGGGCUGUCAUAUCUGGGAGACCAAAGGGAAGGACGACAAGUAUCAUCCUCAACCCGUUCAUCAUAUACAUCUUAUCCAUUUGAUGAUGAAGGAAUGGCAAUCCGAAGAACUGGAGGAGGUAGGAAUAUCCAGCCCAAUGGGGGCUCACUGGCAAUAACCCCCUCAGUAUUUGUCACGGUGUUACAAGAAAUUGCACGACUAUGUGACUCCAAGGUGGAAUUCAGAACUACUGUAAGCAAUGGGAAAAGUAUGCAAUUUUCUGUGGAGGUUCUGUUUAGUAAUGAAAAAAUUGGAAUCGGCAUUGGAAAAACAAGAGAUGAAGCCCAAGUACAAGCUGCUGAAAAGGCACUCCAAAAUUUGGAGAGCAGUUACUUGGCAUUCGUUGCUCCUACUGCCGGAGUUCCUAAUAAAGGCGCAAGGAAGUCCCCUGCAAGCGGAAAUGGCUUUCUGGAGGAUGUUACUUGUUCAGAGGUUGAUAUAUCUAUGCAAGAACCUUCUGGAAGUACAUUGAAACAGGACCAUUCAAAUAAUUUGGAUAAGUUGUCUUCUGUUAUGAGUCUCAUCAGGGAACAUUGCUUGGAGGACCAGAAUGUAGUAUUUCGUGAUCAAGUUCGGAAUUCUUGCUCAGCCAGAAUUGAAGAAUAUCACUUUCAGGUUGAACUAGCAGGACAGAUUCUUGGGAGGGGCGUUGGUUUGGACAGAGAUGUUGCAAAGCUUCUGAGAUUUGCACAUUCUCUGGAACAGAAAGAAAACGGAUGGAACUGCAAUGGAGAUAACUUUCAUUGGUGCUUGUAUCUUUGGAGUGCAAUUGAUAUUCCUCGGGCGGCUGGACAUGUGUUUGAACAAUAACCAUUUGAACUGAGUUUUAUCAAAAUCGGGCACCUGACUUGGGCGGUUUAUUCCCGAUUUGUGCCAGUAACCGGUCAAAAAUGUGUACUUGGCCAAUAAUGGAAAGUGUGACCUCAUGGGUCAUCUGCAGGCUUGAGAAGAUUGUGCAUGCUAUAUGGGUUUAGUGUCUGUUAAUGUAUCUACUACAACUAUCUAACUAGGCUUGUGACAUAUUUAAUUGGAAUGAGAGACUACCCCAAAUACACUAAUAGUCAUUAGCACGGUUAUACGGUGGAUGAUGCUUCUUGCGAGAGUUAAUUUCUGUCGAAGACUUACGUAUUAUAGCGAACAGAGAAGGGAAACAGUGGAGGUAGGAUAGGGCAGAUUGCCCUCGAGUCGCCAGGCUUCUCCCAUGCAACAAGAGGCUUUGAUCGAUACCAAGGGCAGGUCGCCCUCAAGUUGUCAGGCUUCUCUCGUAGACUAGAGGCUCUGAUCUAACUGAUUUGGGCAAAGCCCUUUCUGUAUUCUUGCUUGGCUCCUCCUCGACAGGACCUGAUGGGUAGCCUUUACAGAACCAGGCUUACAGAUGGCAAUACCAAACUGACUACACUCUAAUACUACUCUCCAACUCUGAUGUCUCUAGUAGUUGCUAACUAAAUCUGUUACGAAUAGAUAACUAGGACUCUUUAACUAACACAAUAGCUAUGGCUCGAAACAUACGUGUGUCAAUCAUUACUUUUCAGUUUUCAUUAUUGUGCUUCAAAAUUGUACUAUUCCAAGUGUAGUUAGCUGUCAUUUUUUCAUCGUGAAUAGUGGGUUCAUUCAAGAUAAAAUACGCCCCGC